AAAUAAUAUGAUAUAAUGUAAUAUAUAUAACAUAUAUCAUAUCAUAAAGGUUUAUUUAAACAUCACUCCUCUGUUUCUCCUUUUCUACACUUUUCUGUUUCAUUUUUUUUUCUUUUACUUUUCUUUGGCGAACUUUGUACUUUUUAAAAUUAUUAUUAUUAUUUUAAUUCUUCUCGUUUUACUCCUUUUCGCUCUUCUCUACUUUCUCCUCUGCCUGUUUUUUAACCACUGCUGUGUUUCUGCACCACAGCCGGCGCGUCGGUACCGGAGCCAGCCGUCGGGCUCCCUGCGGGUUUUAUUGAGAAGCGCAGCCGGACUCGGCCGCCCUCUCCCGGCCAGCUUGACGCCGGCUGCCGCCUCUCUGCCUCCAUUCAUUUGGCUCCGUCGCAUCCAGCGGCCCUCCCUCCGCCUCUCUCCGCCUGGAAACAUGGCUGCUCCGGCGGUGCUGCUGAGGAGCUCCGGCCCGCCGCUCUGCCCGAGCUUCGCGGAGGUCUGCUCGUUCCUGGAGCGGUACGGACCGGCGCUGGACCUGCCCGAGAUGACGUUCCCGCAGAUGGAGCGCUAUCUGCGGGACACGACGACAGUUCCUAAGCCUCUGGUGGAGCUCCACGUCAAGCUGCUCAGGAAGCUGGGGAGGUCCGUGACCACCGACCGCUGGGAGAAAUACCUGGCCAAGGUGUGUCAGGAGCUGAACAGUACCUGGGCCUGGGAGCUGGAGCAGAAGGGCUACCAGGAGAUGUCCAUGGAGUGCAAGUCCAGCAUCCUGAAGUAUCUCUGCGAGUGUCAGUUUGACGACAACCUGAAGUUCAAGAUGGUGGUGAACGACGAGGACCCGGAGAAGAUGCGUCUGCAGCCCAUCGGUCGGGACCGGCAGGGCCUGAUGUACUGGCUGCAGCUGGACCAGGAGCAGAACAUCCGGCUGUACACGGAGGAGCAGGACGACCUGGACGGGUCCACCUGGAAGUGCAUCGUCAGGACUCGUAAUGACCUGGCCGAGGCUCUGGAGCUGCUGAAGGCUCAGGUUGAACCAAACCACGGUCAGGACCAGAACCAGGCUGGAUCCAGGAGCACCAGCCCCACAGAGAAGGAAGCAGGUGAUGAGGCCGUUGGAAGCAGCGACCCUGAACCCUCCAAAACUGCAGAACAACACAGUGACAGUAAGAAGGUCGAGUCUGUUCACGAAGAGAAACCUCCAGAACCAGCAGUAAAACAGGAAAACGCCGACGCUGCGGUGAAAGAAGAGACGACGCAUCACAAGCCGUCUGUCAUCGACAACCGCGUGAGCACCAUCACCACCGUCAUCAAAUCAGAACCGAAGGACUCUGCCGACGCCCCUAAAAACGCUGUAUCUGUUGUCAUGGCGCCCGGCGCUGCUGUGACAAAGCAGGAAGCGAACAGGGAGGAGGAGGCGGAGCGAGCCGUCGUCAGGAGCAGCCAGCAGGCCAAGAUACCGCUGAAGAAGAGGGAGCUGAAGCUGGCCGAGAGCUUCCACAGCAACCACCUCAACAACAGCACCAGCAGCAGCAUCAUCGUCUGCAACCCGGCCGCAAUCCAGAACAAGGACGGCCACGGGCGAGACGGGAAGCUGCCCAACUCGCUGGCGCCUCCCGGUGGUCCGGCCGCCUCGCAGCAGCAGCAACUUGUGACAUCGAAGCAAGAACUGACCAAUGGGAGAACGUCAGUGCUGCUUCCGCACAAAGACGGGCAGAACGGCGUCAUCGGGGUCAUCGGUCAGGUCGGCGUCAUUGGUCACAUCGGUGUCAUCCGAAGUCCGUCCGAGCGCCACAGAACCUCCGGUGCUGAACAGCACGAGCUAAACGGGCCGAGCUUGGACCUGCGGAGCUCCAGAGCCGUGGAGGAGGAGAGGGAGGUGAGCCGGCAGUCGGUACUGGUGAGGAAAGGACUUGCUGAUCCUCCUCCUGCAGCGACGGAGGCUCAAACUCCCAGAAAACCACCAUCGACCUUAAAACCAGAUCAACCGCCGGAAGCUGCAGAGAGACCAGUGGCAGCUGCUUCCUCACAAUCCACAGAGGAAACCAGGAGGACAGAAGGUCAGACUGGAAGGACGGCGGAGGAGCUGGUCGAUAAGGAGAAGAAAAGUCCUCAACAGGAGGAUGAAGAAGGGGAUGAAACGUCCAGGCCACAUGUCACAGAAGCAGGAAGUAAAGAUGACAACAAAAAGGAAGAAAAGAUGGAGGAAGAAUCUGGUGACACUGUUUCACCUCUAAAAGCAGAUCAGAAGGAUCAGAAGGAGCCUCAAGAUGGAGGCCUGAACGGUGGUGUGGCAGCCCAGGUGAGGCUGAAGGACGCUGGGCCAGAGGAGAGGAAGGGUCCCCUGGAGGAAGCUUCUUCUGAGCUCCAGAAAGAAGGAAUCAGGCUGAAGAUCAAGAUCCCUCCUCACCGGAGAAACAAGUUAAAGAAAGGAGGGAAGGAGGAGGAGAAGGAGAGACAGCAGGAGGUGCAGGAGGAGGGGAGGCCACUGAGGAGAUCUGCAAGGAUCUGCAGAUCAUCUGCUUUGCCAACCUGCAGGCCGAGCUCGAAGGUGGCUGAGAGCCAGAGAAAGAAACCACAAAGAAAACCGGCUCAGCCGACCAGAAGGAAGGAAGAAGAGGAGGACGAGGAGGAAGAGGAGGACGAGCAGGAUGAAGAGGAGCAGAGCUCCACUACAAAGAAAGACAGAAAAUGUGGACCUGUCGGACAAAUUAGGAAACGACGGGGUAAGCGGCGGCACCGACGCCCUCGAUGGUCCAACAUUCGUGCAAAGAGACGCAAACUGAACGAAGGCGGCGAGUUGGAGGACAGAGGCAGGAAGAGAGGCGAGGAGGAGAGCGAAGGAGGCAGCGGGUCUGAGGAGGACUCCUGUAAAUCAGAAGAGAUUCCCAGUGAGGACGCCUGCACUCACUGUGGUCUGCCCAACCAUCCUGAACUGAUCCUGCUCUGUGACUCCUGUGACAGCGGCUAUCACACCGCCUGUCUGAGACCGCCGCUCAUGCUGAUCCCAGAUGGAGAGUGGUUCUGUCCACCAUGCCAGCAUAAGCUGCUGUGUGAGAAACUGGAGGAGCAGCUGCAGAACCUGGACAGCGCUCUGAAGAAGAAAGAGCGAGCAGAGAGGAGGAGGGAGCGGCUGGUGUACGUAGGAAUCAGCGUGGAGAACAUCAUUCCUGAGGGAGACGAGGAGGAGGAGGAGAAGUCCACCAAGAAGAAAGAUCCUAAAAAGAGCAAAAAUCUGGGGAGGAGAUCGACCAGAACCAGGAAACACAUCAGCUACAGGUUCGAUGACUUUGAUGAUGCCAUUGAUGAGGCGAUAGAAGAAGACUUCAGGGACCUGUGUGGAGGAACUGGGCGGGGCAAAGACAUCACUGCCAUCCUGUCAGAGGACGGGAAGGAGAGCCAGCGGCCAAUCAGAAGCCAGAGUCACGCUGCCAGGAGCAGGAAGAGGCGGAGACUGAACGACCUGGAGAGCGACAGCACGGCGGCGGAGAGCGAAGACGAGUUCAUGAUCAGCAACAGCUCGGAGGAUGAAGAUUUCGGCGCCUCAGGGGCCGACGAUGACGAGGAGGAGGAAGAAGAUGGCGGCAGCGAUGUGGGCAGCUGGGACAGCGGGACACGCCCCCGCCGGGCGCUGAAGGCGGCGCCCAAACACAAACCAAACAAAACCCAACGAAGAGGCAGGAAGAGGCUGAGACGGCGGCGAAGACGCUCCUCUGAAGAAGAGGAGGAGGACAGCGACGAAGAGAUGGACUCGGAUCAGUUCAGCGACAUGACUGACAGCGACGCCGACAAUAAGAGGCGGGGCCUGAGGCGGGGACAGCGCCAGCAGGUCAACUACCGCGAGACGUCCGAGUCUUCAGACAACUCCAGGACGUCAACCCGACAGGAGAAGCCCAAACCCCGCGGUCGACCACGCAAGGAACAUCUAUCCAGCGACUACAGCGACGCUUCACCUUCCUCCAGAGACUCGGAGGAGGAGGAUGAUUAUGAAGACGAAGAGGAGGAUGACCACAGACGGAGAGUGAACCGGAGGAGGAGAGACGACGAAGACCUCCGCAGAAACCGGACGAGAGGGAAGCGAAGGAGGUACGAAGACGAGGAGGACGACGGAGAACGAGGCCGGCGGCUGAAGAGAAAGCUGUCGGAGGAGGAUGCAGACCGACGGAGGAGGUUAAAGAGAACGGACCGGGAAGAUGAAGACCCGGAGAAGAUGGGCCGAGGAAAGAGGAGGGAGAUGCUGUCGCAGCAGCGCCGCAAGCGCCUCGCUCAGAUGCUGAAGAAACGGCGACCUUCGACGGACGAAGAGGACGAGUCGGAUGAAUCGGAGUCGUCCUCAGAGGAAGACCGCCCGGUCCGCAAAAGACUCAACCGGAUCGACUCUGAUGAUGAUGAUGAUGAUGAGGAGGAGGAGGAGGAGGAGGAGGAGGAGGAGGAUGGGAGGCAGAAGAGCAGGAAGUGUUUGGAAAGGAAGACUGACAACAAGACCGACAGCGACGCUCAGGAAAAGGGGAGGGGCCGCAGCCUGUCUCCAUCAAACGGACAUCGGACCUCCAGAGGCCCAGGGAAGCCUGGGGCUGGGAGUGCCGCCGUGCCCAGGGACAGCGCAGGCUCAGGCAGGCAGGGCCAGCACAACGGCCCCCUACACCCAGAGGACGAGGAAGAGGAAGCGGAAGAGGAGGAGGAGGGCCAGACGGACUCUGUAAACUCAGCGCUGAACGCUCUGCAGUCAUGAUGGCUGCUGGUGUGAAUAACGCUUCUUUGCUUUUCUUUCCACCGUCACCUCUGCAACCCUCCACUUCCUGUCUUCUUCCUGCUGUCGUAUUGUGGUAGAGUGCAGUCCACCAUCACCAGAAACUCACGGUCACCUUCGCCUCCAUCACCGUCACCUCCGGCAGAACAGCGACCUGAAGCCUCCAGCAGCAGGACUUCACGGACGCACUCACGGACACGAUUCCCGACUUCCUCCUGAAGGUCCACGAGACGCGACCCAGUGAUGAGUCGGACUCAGGAGUUUGUUUGUAGUGUACCUCAUUCUAAAGCACUUCAUCAUUCUCAUAGCACUUAACAAGCCGCCGCCGAGGAGGGCGUCUGACCGAACACUGCACACCGGACCAGACCUGAUCCACCACAGAACCGGGUCAGUUCAACAGCAGUGUUCCUCCAUCUGUAAAGACAAUAAAGUCAAUUUUAGGCUUUGAGAGGACGUGACUCGUCACUAUCUCUAUCUGGUAUUUUAUACACAAGCAAUGCAUUCAGAAGGAAAUUGACAAUAGUAGACAAUUAGUUCUGAUCCGAUCACUUCUUGUAGAGAACGUUGUUCCAGACUGCAGAGCUGAUCUGCACCCACACGAGUCAAUCAGCCGCCGUGCAGGUCCGUCGGGCUGCUGCUGGCUGAGAAGGAUUCAGACCUGCUGACCUCCGAAUUUAGACAAGUUCACCAGAGACAAAAGUUUGGCCUUUGAUUGACAGGAAAAUGUUGAAGGUGAACUUACCUGCAGAGUUCUUAGCGGCUCCGUGAGGGAUCGUUCUGAUCCAGAUGUUCCAGCAGUGUUCGCUGUCAGACCGCUCAGAACCUCGAGCCGGCAGGUUCACGUUUGCUGUACAUAGUUUGCCUGUACGCUGUUCCUGUAAGAUAAUAGAUGUUCUGUUCUCUUA
Messenger RNA from Stegastes partitus (bicolor damselfish), 5646 nucleotides. It is a transcript of the gene rsf1a, whose product is annotated as remodeling and spacing factor 1a. The coding region runs from base 428 to 4723 and encodes 1431 amino acids. Gene Ontology annotation, molecular function: histone binding. Gene Ontology annotation, biological process: negative regulation of DNA-templated transcription. The transcript has 18 exons. Lineage: Eukaryota; Metazoa; Chordata; Actinopteri; Pomacentridae. Gene Ontology annotation, cellular component: RSF complex. The record is from RefSeq and is a predicted model, not a curated record.